UAAGGGUUUCCAGGUGUGAUGGCAGACACAGACGUUCUGAUAGAAGAAGAUUUGGACAACAAUGAGUCCGGGACACCGGUGUCCACCAGAAUGUCCUUCUCGUCGCCCAGACGAGGAGUAACUGUGAGCUUCCACAACAUCAACUACAGCGUGAAGAUGAAGAGCGGCUUCUUGUGCAAGAGGAAGGUCACACAGAAGAACAUCCUCAUCGAGCUCAAUGGUAUCAUGAAGCCAGGGCUGAACGCCAUAUUAGGAGCCACUGGAAGCGGGAAAUCAUCGUUUCUGGAUGUUCUGGCCGCUCGUAAGGAUCCUGCUGGUCUUUCUGGAGAAGUUCUUAUAGACGGAGCUCCACAACCUCCAAACUUCAAAUGUCUGUCUGGAUACGUAGUGCAGGAUGACGUGGUCAUGGGGACGCUGACCGUUCGUGAGAAUCUGCGUUUCUCAGCGGCUUUAAGGCUCCCGAAGUCGAUCCGUCAGCGAGAAAAAGAUGAGAAGGUUGAGAGACUCAUUCAGGAGCUGGGACUGAGCAAAGUGGCAGAUUCACGGGUGGGCACACAGCUGAUUCGUGGUAUUUCAGGCGGAGAGAGGAAGAGGACGAAUAUCGGCAUGGAGCUGAUCAUUGAUCCACCGGUGCUUUUCCUGGAUGAACCGACCACCGGCCUGGACGCCAGUACGGCCAACUCUGUCCUCAUGCUGCUCAAGAGAAUGGCGGACAGCGGUCGCACCAUCAUCCUGUCGAUCCAUCAGCCGCGGUACUCCAUCUACCGGCUGUUCGACAGCCUCACGCUGCUGGUGGGAGGAAGAAUGGUGUAUCACGGCCCGGCUCAAGACUCCCUCGACUACUUUAGGCAAAUCGGAUACACCUGUGAACCUCAUAACAACCCUGCUGAUUUCUUCCUGGAUGUCAUCAAUGGAGAAUCCACCGCCGUCGCUCUCAACAAGUUAUAUGUCAAUGAGGAACUGGACGAGGCAUCGAAGGGCAUCGAGGACUGUUUGGUGGAGGAAUACAAGAACAGUGCCAGCUACAAACAGACCAAAAGCGAGCUGGAGCGAAUCGUUCAGGGACAGGACUACAGCACACGACCCAAAUCCAGAACCAUCACCUACAGCACGUCCUUCUGCCACCAGUUCAACUGGGUCCUCAAGAGAACCUUCAGGAACCUCAUGCUGAACCCACAGACCUCGUUCGCUCAGAUCGGGGUGGCGAUUUUCUUGGCUCUGGUUGUUGGAGCCAUAUUUUUUGGAGUGGAGGACAAUUUGAGCGGCAUUCAGAACAGGAUAGGCGCGCUCUUCUUCAUCACCACCAAUCAGUGCUUCAGUUCUAUUUCCUCAGCUGACCUCUUCAUCACAGAGAGGAAACUGUUUGUGCACGAGUACAUCAGCGGAUACUACAGAGUGUCAGUGUACUUCCUGUCUAAGAUCCUGUGUGACAUCCUGUUUCUUCGCACCAUCCCUGGCAUCGUCUUCAGCUGCGUGGCGUACUGGAUGAUCGGACUGAAGGCGUCAGUGGAGACAUUCUUCAUCUUCUUGUUCUCCAUCGUUCUGGUGUCGUACACAGCCACGUCCAUGACUCUGGCCAUCUCUGCUGAUCAGACGGUGGUGGCCAUCGCUAACAUCUUCAUGACCAUCAGCUUUGUGAUUAUGAUGAUCUUCUCAGGGCUGCUGGUGAAUCUCCCCAGUGUCGCUGACUGGUUGAACUGGCUGAAGUAUCUUAGUAUUCCUCGUUAUGGUCUCACUGCUGUGGAAAUCAAUGAGUUCACUGGCCUCAUCUUCUGUGACACAAAGAACAUAACCAGAAUAGGAAGACAAGUCUGUUCGACCGGUGAGGAAUUUCUGUCCGAACAGGGCAUUGAUUAUUCAACCUGGGGUUUGUGGCAGAAUCAUUUGGCUCUGGGAAUCAUGACCCUCAUCUUCCUCAUCAUCGCUUACCUCAAGCUGCGCUUCAUCAAGAAAUUCACCUAAACACAAGCUCUUUGGUGUGUCCAUCAGAUGCACACAGUAUACUUUUUGCCUGCUGUUUUAUGAGUACUGUGAAUUUGGCCAUACAUUUAGCCAUACUUCGUUUGUCACAUACUGUUAAUCACCCCUAUAUAUUAGGGAGGCAUGCGAUUUAAGUUGCAGCCAUAGAUGAGAUCCUACACAUUACACACUGCUUCCCACUCAAACAGUAAUCAUAUGCAUAAGUAAAUCAAUCAUACAAAUAUACAAAUACUGAUCCAAUCAUCCUGCAGACAGAAAUUAACAUGUAAAGCAUCGACUCUGCUUAUAGGUUUAUUGUUCUCAAAGGGUUAUUAGAUCAAUGAUUUCUGUCACAAUUAUUGUUUUUCCCCCUUUUUUGUCCUCUGUGCAGUAGCUACUGUAAAUAAACUAUGUUUAAAUAUGAUGUACAUAGUUAUAACAAUUAUUUAACAAAUACUUUAAACCUCUAUAAACACCUGUGGCCAUCAUUUGUUUUUUUUUGUUUUUUUCACUUUUUAAAUACAGUUACAUAAAAAGGUAGACUGUUGUACUUUGAAUCAGAAAACUAAGACUUUUUUUAAAUGCUAGAUAGUCAAACUAGUUCUUAAGACCGUCUCACCAAAACACAUGAGUAAAUCAGACUUCUCGUGAUCCACAUCUGAAAUGUGUCUGCCUGGUAUAAACUGUGGUUUUACCAAAGAAAAGAAAAACAAAAAGGUGUAACACAUCUGUUACAGUUGUAACAGUAAGACUAGCUUCUAAUGGAUUUCAGUAGAAACAAACAAUAAGACAAAUUGGAAUGUGAAUUUAGUAGUAAAUAACUGUUUUCAAACAGGUUUCCUCCAUUUCUCCUGAUGUUUACCCUGCUGAUCAUUUUAGUUUU
Onychostoma macrolepis is the source of this 2842-nucleotide messenger RNA. Its product is annotated as broad substrate specificity ATP-binding cassette transporter ABCG2-like. NCBI's taxonomy places the organism in Eukaryota, Metazoa, Chordata, Actinopteri, Cypriniformes, Cyprinidae. Gene Ontology annotation, molecular function: ATP binding; ABC-type transporter activity; ATP hydrolysis activity. Gene Ontology annotation, cellular component: plasma membrane. Bases 19 to 1962 code for a protein of 647 amino acids. The record is from RefSeq and is a predicted model, not a curated record. The transcript is spliced from 15 exons.